UGAAACACGGGAUAGAAUAGGUGUUGGUGGAGUAGUGAUACAUACACCUUCAUUAUAUGACUACCAAGUCUACUGGCAGGUUUCAGACAGAGAAAAUUUUAAAUUCAAAGCCAAUGCCUCACGAAAUGUAGGGUUGUAUUUGGAUAAUCCUACAGAUGGUAAUGGGCAUGAGAUGAUUCUUGGUGCGAAUGUUAAUAGGUAUUCUUGCGUACGUCCAUGUAUAGCGUGUCCCUGCUUCUAUCAAUCUCUGGCAUAUGUUAGUCCACUGGCUUUUGGCGUUCGAAAAGACGUCUGGAUUUUCUGGAAUUCGACCCUCAUGUCCGCUGGAGCCGCUUUGAAUAUAGGAGAAAAUGCAUUUCUUACAUAUCGCUUUGCAAACAAUCAUCCUGGUAUCCAACGCAUCUUUAUCAGCACCCAUGUCCAAACCAGUGGCAUAUGGGAAAUGCCUGAUUACUUGACUUUUGUUACCAAGUCAAAUCUAAAGAAUACAACAAUCUAUUGGGAUGUGGCUGGUGUUUCAUCUGCUUUAUUUUCAAUAGAAACUUGUGGAAGUGUAGAUAUAAUCUUCACCACCAAUUUGGCUCAUGUAUCUUAUAAAGUUGGUUUAGGGGACUGUUCUAACUGGUGUACAACUAUCCAGAAGGUCCUGACCAACAAUACAGAAAGUACUCCCACUACUGUUCAAGUCGACAAAAAUCCUCUAUGGUGUUCGCGUUCUGAAGAUGUAUGGAUAAGCUGGAAAAAUACCACGAAUAAACUAGAAGUUGGAACUGGACAAGUUCUUCACCAAGAUGGCAUUGUUGCUAUGGACGACAUGGAAAAGGAUGCUCUUGUCGAACGUAUGACGAUACAGAGUUCAUUAUCUGCUAAGUGGAAAAUAGAUGUUUACGGUUGUGAAUUAAACAGAAAUCGCACCUGUCACUGUAGGCAUCCAUCUUUUCAUCCUACAUUAGAUGGCGACUUCCACUGUGAUAGCGAACCUGUGCAGAACAUGGAAAGGGAAUAUGACCAGAAAAUGGACGAACCUAUCAAAAGUAAUACCUGGCGAACUGAGGGAAAGCUGUACUCCACCACCUUGGCUAAAUGGAUCAUCACUAAAAGUUCCAGGAUAAAGUGUGGUGUAGAAUGUGAAUUGAGGAACUCCUGCUCUAUUUUCUCGUACAAUAAGCUAAACAAAUCAUGUUGGUUGUAUGAUGCACAACAUUUCAAUGUGAAUGACUUUAUUGAAAACGAAAAUUUUAAAACCUAUAUAUCAUAUUAA
This is a messenger RNA of Patella vulgata (common limpet), 1261 nucleotides long. RefSeq lists its product as uncharacterized. NCBI's taxonomy places the organism in Eukaryota, Metazoa, Mollusca, Gastropoda, Patellidae. Bases 173 to 1261 code for a protein of 362 amino acids. The record is from RefSeq and is a predicted model, not a curated record. The transcript is spliced from 5 exons.